ACCUGGCGAAUGCAACUUGUUUCAAGAGUUGGUCUGAGCAACCCGAAGUGGCAUUCAUCCUUCGAGUUACAAUUUACAUACUUACAAGAGAUAAAAUCAAAUCAAAUCAAAUUUGACUUGUCCUGUAAACCCUCCUUUCGUUUUCUUUUCUCCGAUCUUGUUGAAGACACCUCAAAUUCGUAUUCUAGGUGAGACGACGAUGAGUUCGAAAAAGGUGGAAGGGUCGUCUUCUCCGACGACUCGACGACGUGACCCCUACGAGGUUCUCUCUGUUCAAGAAAUCAAAUCCUCUUACAGAAAACUCGCUCUAAAGUAUCAUCCAGACAAGAACGCCAACAACCCUGACGCUUCCGAGCUUUUCAAAGAAGUCGCGUACUCCUACAGCAUCUUGUCUGAUCCCGAGAAGAGAAGGCAAUACGACAAUGCAGGCUUCGAGGCGCUUGACGCCGAUGGAAUGGAGAUGGAGAUUGACUUGUCUAACCUUGGAACCGUUAACACAAUGUUUGCAGCUUUGUUCAGCAAACUAGGCGUGCCUAUCAAGACUAGUGUAUCCGCCAGUGUUCUCGAAGUGGCUUUGAACGGUACUGUUACUGUUAGGCCCCUUCCUAUUGGAACAUCAGUUACCGGCAAGGUUGAGAAGCAAUGCGCUCAGUUUUUUGGUGUUACGAUAAGUGAACAACAAGCUGAGUCAGGUGUGGUUGUUAGAGUUACAUCAUCAGCACAAAGUAAAUUUAAGUUACUUUACUUUGAGCAAGAUUCAAGUGGCGGCUAUGGAUUGGCCUUACAGGAAGAGAGUGAGAAAACAGGAAAGGUGACGUCAGCUGGCAUGUAUUUUUUACAUUUUCAAGUGUACAGAAUGGAUUCUACUGUCAAUGGGUUAGCUAUAGCCAAAGACCCUGAAUCUGCUUUCUUUAAGCGAUUGGAAGGUCUUCAACCUUGUGAGGUUUCACAACUGAGAGCUGGCACUCAUAUCUUUGCAGUUUAUGGUAAUGAUAAUUCUCUUUUUACUGCUGACAGCUGGACCGUCUAGUUUAUAUUCUUUUUUUGCAAGGCUUUGGCGCGUUUUCAAGAAGUAACCAACAGAUAUACACAGGAGAAGCAAACGGUGGAUGAACUGCUAAAGCAACGGGAUUCAAUCCAUUCCUCUUUCUCUGUGGUGAAGACACCAAGCAGUAGCAACUUGAGCAAUGGAAGUAGCAGCAAGGGUCAGGGAGAAGAGUCUAAAGGCGAUGGGGAUGGUGUGGGUGAAGAAGGGGGAUCAGGGAGUAGAGACAAGUCGAAGAGGAAAUGGUUCAACUUGAACCUAAAAGGAUCUGAUAAGAAGCUUGGUUGAUCUCCACUUAAAAGGCAGUUUUGUUGUGUGUUUAUUGGUUUAUUCAUUGAACAGAUGUGUCACUUGGGAGGUUUGCUCUAUGUGUAGGCAUAUAUACGUAUAUAUGUUCAUCGGAAUGGUUUUAUAGA
Raphanus sativus (radish) is the source of this 1461-nucleotide messenger RNA. RefSeq names its product chaperone protein dnaJ 15. The record is from RefSeq and is a predicted model, not a curated record. Lineage: Eukaryota; Viridiplantae; Streptophyta; Magnoliopsida; Brassicales; Brassicaceae.